Amphibalanus amphitrite is the source of this 8229-nucleotide messenger RNA. Its product is annotated as nuclear mitotic apparatus protein 1-like. The record is from RefSeq and is a predicted model, not a curated record. NCBI's taxonomy places the organism in Eukaryota, Metazoa, Arthropoda, Thecostraca, Balanomorpha, Balanidae. Bases 167 to 8095 code for a protein of 2642 amino acids. Gene Ontology annotation, molecular function: protein binding. The transcript has 17 exons.
AUUUGAAGAAUCCAAAUUCAAAACGGCUAGCCGGAAGAGAGUGGAGGGUGUGUGCGUGGUUGUGGGCGAUUUUUAGUGUAAUGGGGGUAACUUCCUUUAAGCUUUUUACUUAGGAAUUCAAGGCAAAUACAGCCAACAGGUGCAUUGUAAGCACAGCUACAGCACCAUGAAUCGUGUUGAGGAUCUGGUUUUACAAUGGGUGAAUGUCCACAAGCUAGAAACUCCGGCGAAAAGUCUACGGGAGCUGCUGGAGCCCAGUGUGGCCCAUAUCAUUCUCAAGCCUUUUAACCUCAACUUCUGCACUGAUGAUGGCCAUAUCGUGGCAACGCUGGAGAAGUUCAUCAAUGGCCGGUUUCCGAAGCAGCCGAUCAACUUUGUGCGCGUGCGCGCCGGUCAGCAGGACGAACUGCUGCGGCUCGGUGUUGUGCUGCUCUAUCUGUCCUGUGUGCAGACGCGCAACCCUGGCCUCCAGCAGCGGCUCACCAAACUGCCCAACGCCGUACAGGAGGGUAUGCGUUUCGUGUUCGAGCGGCUGAUGAAGCGCGGGCAGGUGUCCCGUGACGACGUCACAGAUGUCAUCAACUCCGUCGCGGAGAUGGUGCGACUACCCACCGAGGCACUGCGCCGCCUCACCGCCUCGCCCGUGUCGCCGGCGGCUCCUUCACCGACGCUCUACUCUUACUCGCCGGGAAAGUCGCCCCUGCAGGCUAUGUUCGAUUCGCCCGUGCUGCAGGAGGUGAUCCGCCUGAGCCGUGCGCUCGACACCUCCGAGAAGGAAGUGAUAGCGCUGCGAGAGGCCAAGGCUCGCGCCGAGGACGAGACGGCCGAGGCACGCCUGGAGGCCGAACAGUACGCUCAACGCGUCGCCGACCAGCGGUCAAAGUCUGAGCAGCUGCGGGAGCGGCUCGAUGAGAAGCGUCAGGAGAUUGCCGAGCUCCAGGCUAAACUGGGCGACCACGGCCAGGUGCCGCUGACGGAGGAGCACCGGCGCCGACUCCGAGAGCACAAGUCACUGCUGAAGGAGAAUGAACAGCUCCGAUGUCAACUGUUGGACGCGACCACUGAACGGGACGACUUCAGCGCAAAGCUGGAGCGGGUGCGCGCCACCCAGCAGCGCUCUGUGCAGGAGACGCUGGCGCUGCAGCGCGCUCUGGCCGCCGCCGAGGUCAGCCAGGUGCAGCUGGUCGAACAGAACGACUCACUGACGGGCCGGCUGACGCAGCUGGAACACGAGCUGCUCAUCAGCAGCCAGAUGAUCCAUGAUCUGCAGGCGCGCCCGACCAGUGACGAAUCAAUGGACCAGUCGCUUCCCAGCCCGGCCGGCCCGGCCGCCGGAAACCUGGCUGCCGAGCUGGCGGUGGCUGAGAACGCCGACCUGCGGACACAGGCCGAACAGCUGGACCGGGAGCUGCGCGCGGCGCGCACCCAGACCCAGCAGCUGCAGGAGGCCGCCGAAAAACAGCAGGAGGCGCUGCGCACAGCGCGCGCAGAAACCCGCGAGAUCCAGACGCUACUCACGAGUGCCAAGUCUGAAGCUGAUUCUGCCCUGGAAGAGAAGGACAAAACUAUCGAGAACCUUCAGACCCUGCUUCAAAGUGCCAAGGCUGAGGCUCAUUCUGCUCUGGAGCAGAAGGAAGAGAGCAUCAAGAACGUUCAGGAUGCUUUGGAAAAGGCCGAGUAUGAGCUACAGUGUGCGCACCAACAAAGGGAAGAAGCCGUGCAGACACUCCAGCUGUCUCUUCAGAGUGCCAAAGCUGAGUUCGAAUCUGUCCUUGAGGAGAAGAAAAACAUCAUUCAGAACUUUGAGACCUCCCUGGAGUGUGCCAAGGCCGAGGCUCGGUCUGCCCUCGAACAGAAGGAACAGGUCAUUCAGGAUCUUCAGACUCGCCUCCAGAGUUCCCAGGCCGAGGCUCAUUCUGCGAUCGAGCAGAAAGGAGAGGAAAUCCGAGCUCUCCAAAGCUCACUGGAGUGCGCCAAGGCCGAGGCUCAGUCCGUUCUUGCUCUGAAGGAGGAGACGAUCCAGAAGCUUCAGGUCAUACUGGAUAAUGAAAAAGCUGAGGCCCUGUCUGCUCUCAAAGAGAAGGAUGAGGCUGUUCGAAACCUUCAAACAUUGCACCAGACCGCCAUGGCUGAGGCUCACUCUGCCCUGGAGCAGAAGGAAGAUAGUCUGAAGAACCUUCAGGUAGCAUUGAAAGCUGCCCAGGACGACGCCCAGACUGUUCUCAAACAGAAGGAAGAGGCCAUCAAGAAUCUUGAAGCUGCACUACAGAGUAUGGAGACUGAGACUCAGACUCUCCUUCAACGGAAAGAAAACGUCAUCCAGGACCUUGAGACGUCCCUGAAGAACGCGAAGGCGGAUGCUCAGUCCGCCCUGGAACAAAACGAAGAGGCAAUCCGGAAUCUCGAGUCCUCGCUCGAAAGUGCCAAGACUGAAAGUCAAUCUGUUGCUGAGAAGAAGGAAGAGGCCAUUCAGAAUAUGCAGACGUUACUAGAAAGUGUCAAGGCUGAAGCUCAGUCAGUUCUUGAAGAGAAAGAAAAGGCCAUCAAGAACCUUGAAACCUUGCUCGAGAGGUCCCGCACUGAAGUUCAGUCUGCCGAAGAGCAGAAGGAGGAGGUCAUCUGUAACCUGGAGGCAGCACUUGAGACUUCAAAGGCUGAGAUUCAGUCCGUCCUGGAGAAGAAACAAGAGGCCGUCCAGGAGCUUCAAGCCAACCUGGAAAAUGCCAAGAUUGAGGCUCAAUCUAACCUUGAGCAAAAGGAACAGGCUAUCCAGAACCUCGUGACCUCACUGGAGAGUGCGAAGUCUGAGGCACAGUCUGCUCUUGAAGAAAAAGACAGGGCUAUACAGAACCUUGAAACACUGCUGAAAACCUCCAAUGCUGAAACCCAUGCUGUCCUGGAGCAGAAAGAAGAGACGAUCCGGAAGCUUCAGGUCACACUGGCUAACGAAAAAGCUGAGGCCCUGUCUGCUCUCAAAGAGAAGGAUGAGGCUGUACGAAACCUUCAAGCAUUGCACCAGACCGCCAUGGCUGAGGCUCACUCUGUCCUAGAGCAGAAGGAAGAGAGCCUGAAAACCCUUCAGGUAGCAUUGAAAGCUGCCCAGGACGACGCCCAGACUGUUCUCAAACAGAAGGAAGAGGCCAUCAAGAAUCUUGAAGCUGCACUACAGAGUAUGGAGACUGAGACUCAGACUCUCCUUCAACGGAAAGAAAACGUCAUCCAGGACCUUGAGACGUCCCUGAAGAACGCGAAGGCGGAUGCUCAGUCCGCCCUGGAACAAAACGAAGAGACGAUCCGGAAUCUCGAGUCCUCGCUAGAAAGUGCUAAGACUGAAAGUCAAUCUGUUGCUGAGAAGAAGGAAGAGGCCAUUCAGAAUAUGCAGACGUUACUAGAAAGUGUCAAGGCUGAAGCUCAGUCAGUUCUUGAAGAGAAAGAAAAGGCCAUCAAGAACCUCGAAACCUUGCUCGAGAGGUCCCGCACUGAAGCUCAGUCUGCCCAAGAGCAGAAGGAGGAGGUCAUCCGUAACCUGGAGGCAGCACUUGAGACUUCAAAGGCUGAGAUUCAGUCUGUCCUGGAGAAGAAGCAAGAGGCCGUCCAGGAGCUUCAAGCCAGCCUGGAAAAUGCCAAGAUUGAGGCUCAAUCUAACCUUGAGCAAAAGGAACAGGCUAUCCAGAACCUCGUGACCUCACUGGAGAGUGCGAAGUCUGAGGCACAGUCUGCUCUUGAAGAAAAAGAUGGGGCUAUACAGAACCUUGAAACACUGCUGAAAACCUCCGAUGCUGAAACCCAUGCUGCCCUCGAGCAGAAAGAAGAGACGAUCCAGAAGCUUCAGGCUACACUGGAUAAUGAAAAAGCUGAGGCUCUGACUGUUCUAAAAGAGAAGGAUGAGGCGCUUCGAAACCUUCAAGCAUUGCACCAGACCGCCAUGGCUGAGGCUCACUCUGCCCUGGAGCAGAAGGAAGAGAGUCUGAAGAACCUUCAGGUAGCAUUGAAAGCUGCCCAGGACGACGCCCAGUCUGUUCUCAAACAGAAGGAAGAGGUCAUCGGGAAUCUUGAAGCUGCACAACAGAGUAUGGAGACUCAGACUCAGACUCUCCUUCAACGGAAAGAAAACGUCAUCCAGGACCUUGAGACGUCCCUGAAGAACGCGAAGGCGGAUGCUCAGUCCGCCCUGGAACAAAACGAAGAGACGAUCCGGAAUCUCGAGUCCUCGCUAGAAAGUGCUAAGACUGAAAGUCAAUCUGUUGCUGAGAAGAAGGAAGAGGCCAUUCAGAAUAUGCAGACGUUACUAGAAAGUGUCAAGGCUGAAGCUCAGUCAGUUCUUGAAGAGAAAGGAGAGGCCAUUAAGAAUCUGGAAACCUUGCUCGAGAGGUCCCGCACUGAAGCUCAGUCUGCCCAAGAGCAGAAGGAGGAGGUCAUCCGUAACCUGGAGGCAGCACUUGAGACUUCAAAGGCUGAGAUUCAGUCUGUCCUGGAGAAGAAGCAAGAGGCCGUCCAAGAGCUUCAAGCCAACCUGGAAAAUGCCAAGAUUGAGGCUCAAUCUAACCUUGAGCAAAAGGAACAGGCUAUCCAGAACCUCCUGGCCUCACUGGAGGGUGCGAAGUAUGAGGCACAGUCUGCUCUUGAAGAAAAAGACAGGGCUAUACAGAACCUCGAAACACUGCUGAAAACCUCCGAUGCUGAAACCCAUGCUGUCCUCGAGCAGAAAGAAGAGACGAUCCAGAAGCUUCAGGCUACACUGGAUAACGAAAAAACUGAGGCCCUGUCUGCUCUCAAAGAGAAGGAUGAGGCCGUUCGAAACCUUCAAACAUCGCACCAGACCGCCAUGGCUGAGGCUCACUCUGUCCUAGAGCAGAAGGAAGAGAGCCUGAAAACCCUUCAGGUAGCAUUGAAAGCUGCCCAGGACGACGCCCAGUCUGUUCUCAAACAGAAGGAAGAGGCCAUCAAGAAUCUUGAAGCUGCACUACAGAGUAUGGAGACUGAGACUCAGACUCUCCUUCAACGGAAAGAAAACGUCAUCCAGGACCUUGAGACGUCCCUGAAGAACGCGAAGGCGGAUGCUCAGUCCGCCCUGGAACAAAACGAAGAGACAAUCCGGAAUCUCGAGUCCUCGCUCGAAAGUGCCAAGACUGAAAGUCAAUCUGUUGCUGAGAAGAAGGAAGAGGCCAUUCAGAAUAUGCAGACGUUACUAGAAAGUGUCAAGGCUGAAGCUCAGUCAGUUCUUGAAGAGAAAGAAAAGGCCAUCAAGAACCUUGAAACCCGGCUGCUCGAGAGGUCCCGCACUGAAGCUCAGUCUGCCCAAGAGCAGAAGGAGGAGGCCAUCCGGAACCUGGAGGCAGCACUUGAGACUUCAAAGGCUGAGAUUCAGUCUGUCCUGGAGAAGAAGCAAGAGGCCGUCCAGGAACUUCAAGCCAGCUUGGAAAAUGUCAGGGCUGAUGCUCAGUCUGCUCUUAAGGAGAAGGAAGAUGCCAUACAGAACAUGCAAGCCCUCCUCCAGAGUUCUAAGACUGAAUCUCAUUCUACCCUCGAACAGAAAGAAGAGGCCAUCCGAAACCUUGAGGCCUCACUGCAGAGUGCCAAGGCCGAGAUUCAGUCUAUCCUGGAGACGAAGGAAGAAACUGUUCAAAGCCUAGAGACUUCUCUGAAGAGUGCGAAGGCAGAUGCUCAAUCUGCCAUGGACCAGAAGGAUGAGCAAAUCGGACAGCUGCAGGCCUCUCUGGAAAGUGCUAAGACUGAGGCUCAGUCGAACCUAGAAGCGAAAGAAGAGACCAUUCAAAACCUCCAGGCCUUGCUAGAGAGUGCGAAGACCGAGGCUCGAUCUGUCCUCGAAGAGAAAGAAGAAACCAUCAAGAACCUUCAGACAACCCUGAAGGGUGCCCAAGAUGACGCUCAAUCUAUCGCUGAGCAGAAGGAAGAGACCAUCCGUGGUCUCCAGGCAUCCCUAGAAAGCGCCAAGGCCGAAACCCAGUCUUUGGUCGAAAAGAACGAGGAGACCAUACAGAACCUUGAGCUUUCACUGAAGAACGCCAAGGUAGAUGCUCAAUCUGCCCUCGACAAGAAAGAAGAGACUAUACAAAACCUGCAGACCUCUUUGGAAAAGGCCAAGUCUGAGGCUCAAUCUGAGCGCGUGAUGAAGGACGAGACUGUUCAAAAACUGGAGACCUCACUAGGAAGUGCCAAGGCUGAGGUUCAGACUAUUCUAAAGGAGAAAGAAGAUGCCAUCCAGAGCAUUCAGGCCUUGCUUGAGAGUUCUAAGGCUGAGAUGCAGUCUGCCGUCGAACAGAAAGAGGAGACCAUUCGCAGCCUCGAGACUUCCCUUGCGAGUGCUAAGGCCGAUGCUCAAGCUGUUAUCGAUCAGAAAGAAGACGCCAUCCAGAGUCUCCAAAACUCGCUGAAGAGUGCCCAGCUUAAAGCCCAGUCUGACCUGGAUGAGAAGGAAGAGACCCUCCAAGACCUUAAGUCUUCACUGGAUACUGUGAAGGCCGAAGUUCAGACUAUCGUGGAGCAGAAAGAGGAGGAACUCCAGAUCCUCCAGACAUCACUAGAGAGCGUCAAGUCCGAGCUGAAAACGGUGCGCGCCGAGUCUGAGCGCCUGGCGCAGUCGCUGCGGACGGAGGUGGAGGAGGCGCGGUCUCAGAUGGAGCGGGCGCAGAGCGAGCAGCGCACUCAGCACCUGCAGCUGCAGCGCCUGCGGCUGGAGAACCGUCAGCUGGCCGAGCAGCGAGACGGCGCCGACCGGCAGGCCGCCGAGCGGCUGCGCGCAGACCUCGAGGACCAGAUCAAGGCCGAGUGCCAGGAGACGUUCAACACCGUCUUCCGCAAGACGCGCGACGAGAUGACGGCCAAGGCGGCGUCCGAUCUGAAGCGCCAGGCGGCCACCUACGACCGCGAGGUCAGCCGUCUGUCAAGCGAGAAUCGCGCGCUCCUCGACAAGAUCAAGCAGCUGAGUGGCGUGUCGGACCAGGCUCGCUCCGGGUACGAGAGCCGUAUCACGCAGCUGGAGCAGGCGCUGCGGCGCUCCGAGUCGGAACGGAAGACGCUGGACGCGCAGCUGGCCCUGGCCGACCGCCGGCUGCGCGACAUGGACCGACGCGGCUCGACGGCCGGCAGUCCGCGCCCGCGCUCCGAGGCGGCGCGCCCGCGCAGCGCGCUGGUGGCCUCCACGUCUGAGGUGCUGCGCCCGACACACGAGGGUAUGCCGCCGCCGGACCGGCUGCCCAAGAGCGUCAGUCACGGGGAGGUGUACGCGCGGCCGUCGCUGCCGCCGGGCGCCGGCGCGCUGUUCCCCUGCAAUGACGAGGAGCCCGAGAUCUUCAGCUCGUCCUACCUCGGCGUGCAGGAAGGACGCUGCGAGGUCGACUACCUGGGUCGGAUGAGCGAGCUGCAGCGGCGCAACUCGCUGAUGCCGCCCCACCUGCGCUCGUGCUACGCGCCGGAGAUCAAUGUGCUUGGCCAGGCCUCGGCCACCAUGUCGGAGAAUGAACUACGGAACGGUGACGACAUCUCGCGCCUGAGCGCGCGCACGCGCCGCGUCACUCUGGACUCGCCGGCGGCCAACACGCGCUCGGCCAAACGCAAGUCGGCCGAGAGCGCUGCCGACGUGCUCUCUGACAGCCUGGACAGCAACUCGAGCACGUGCAGCAUCAACAGCAAGCGCCGCCGGCGUGAUCAGCUGCAGACGUCGUACGCGCGCCCGAGGCGCGGCAACCUGACCCCGGCCAAAAACAUCAAGCCGGCCGACGACGACAGCUUGAGCAGCACGCGCGCCAGCUUGACCAGCCAGGAGCUGCCGGUGGACGUGCCGCCGGCCGCCGAGCCGCCCACGCCGCUGCUGGAUGUCGGUCAGCAGCGCAAAAAGGCCAAGACGCCCUCGUUUAAAAAGCUCUUCCGGUCGGCACGAGCAACUAAAGAGAACCACAGAGCCUCAGAUAGGUCCAUCGACGGCUCCUACACGUCCAUAGGCAGCACGUCGUCGCUGCACGCUUUCAACACGUCCAACGUGUCGCAGAAGGCUGCCAGAUCGCGCAGCGUCAAAAAUCCCUUCAACUCGUCGCGGAUGUAUAACGUGCAGAACAAGCUACUGCCAAGGAAAUGAGACCAGCAGCUUCAUAAUCAUCGUCAAUCGUCAUUAGUCUUCCGCGGAGCUUUUAGUCACCGUUUUAACUUGUAUAGUCACGCCGUAACUUGUAUAGUACCGUAUUUUACUUUGAAAUAAAUGCAUGCUUAGUC